CUUUUCGGAGAAGAGAACGCGCGAGCGGGGGCAGAGGACGUCCGUUAUCAGAAAGACCCGCAGCUCUUGUCUUACUGUUUUUAUCGUUUGACGGCACGAACAUAGGGGAAAAGUAAACAAACAAACAAAAAUAGAGAGUCGAGUGUCUGACACCUGACCUAACCGUUAGCUGUAGUUCUGUAGCUAGCUAAGGUAUCCUAAAGUUGUCAGAAAUCUGACUGAAGAGAGAGAGAGAGAGUGAGAGACAGAGAGACAUGGCUACGACGACCUGCACUCGAUUUACGGACGAAUAUCAGCUAUAUGAAGAGCUCGGAAAGGGAGCGUUUUCAGUGGUGAGGCGAUGUGUGAAGCUCUGCACAGGCCAAGAGUAUGCUGCCAAAAUCAUCAACACCAAAAAACUAUCGGCCAGAGAUCAUCAGAAGCUUGAACGAGAGGCUCGAAUCUGUCGACUGCUCAAGCAUCCAAAUAUCGUUCGACUUCAUGACAGCAUAUCAGAGGAAGGCUUCCACUACUUGCUGUUUGACCUGGUGACAGGGGGAGAGCUGUUUGAAGACAUUGUUGCCAGAGAGUACUAUAGCGAGGCUGAUGCCAGUCACUGCAUCCAUCAGAUUCUAGACAGUGUCAAUCACAUUCACCAACAUGACAUAGUGCACAGGGACCUGAAGCCAGAGAACCUGCUCCUGGCCAGUAAGUGUAAGAACGCCGCGGUCAAGCUGGCCGAUUUUGGUCUGGCCAUCGAAGUGCAGGGAGAUCAGCAGGCAUGGUUUGGAUUUGCAGGGACACCAGGGUAUCUGUCCCCUGAGGUGCUGAGGAAGGAGGCAUAUGGGAAACCUGUGGACAUCUGGGCCUGUGGUGUGAUCCUCUACAUUCUGCUGGUUGGUUAUCCUCCGUUCUGGGAUGAGGACCAGCACAAACUCUACCAGCAGAUUAAAGCUGGGGCUUAUGAUUUUCCAUCUCCAGAGUGGGACACAGUCACUCCUGAAGCCAAAAACCUCAUCAACCAGAUGCUGACCAUCAAUCCAGCCAAGAGAAUCACAGCACAGGAGGCUCUUAAACACCCAUGGGUCUGCCAACGCUCUACAGUGGCCUCCAUGAUGCACAGACAAGAGACAGUGGAGUGCCUGAAGAAGUUCAACGCCAGAAGGAAACUCAAGGGCGCUAUCCUGACUACCAUGCUGGUGUCCCGGAACUUCUCUGUGGGUAGCAGGCAGACCACGGCUCCGGCCUCGGUCACUGCCGCCGCUGCUGCUGUUGCUGCAGCAGCGGGCACCACAGCAGGGCUGGUGGAACAAGCAGCCAAGAGUUUGCUGAAUAAGAAGGCCGACGUCAAGAAGAGGAAGUCAAGCUCGACUGUUCAGUACAUGCCCCAGACCAACAGCACCAAAAACAGCAUAGUCACGAGCCCCAAAGGAAACCUUCCCUCUCCUGCACUGGAAGCUCAGACCACUGUUAUACAUAAUCCAUUGGAUGGGAUUAAGGAAUCGUCUGACAGCAGCAGUGCCACAGUGGAGGAUGAAGACAUGAAAGGAAAGAGUGUUGAUAACAGCUCAGGUCAAACGCAGUCAAAUCUCAGCUACCAGGCAGACCACACAGUUCAGGGUCCUGUCCCUCCUGUCUUCUCCUCCACCAAGCUCUCGGACCUGCUGGGUGUGGUACGCAAGGCCUCAGGCCCUGCAGCUGAUGGUGAGGGGAGCACCAGUACCCCCUCCCCCACCCCCCAAACCCCCAACAUUCCCAUGCAGAUGUCGCGCCUGACAGAUCUGAUGAGCAGCGUGCGCAAGAGUUCAGUCCCCCAGGCCGAUGCUGACUCAGCUACACCCAGUCGACCACACAGUGUCCCGAACCCUGCUCAAGCUCCAAACCCUAUUACCGCCCCCUCCCAAUCCUCCCCUCCUCCCCCACAGUCCUCCUCCAGCCCCCUGCCUGCACUACACUCACGCAAACAGGAGAUCAUUAAAAUCACCGAACAGCUCAUCGAGGCCAUUAACAAUGGAGACUUUGAAGCUUAUGCGAAAAUCUGUGAUCCUGGUUUGACCUCAUUUGAGCCAGAGGCUCUGGGGAAUCUGGUGGAGGGCAUGGACUUCCACAGAUUCUACUUCGACAACUUAUUGUCUAAGAACAGCAAGCCCAUCCACACCACCAUCCUGAACCCUCACGUGCACCUGAUCGGUGAAGACGCUGCCUGCAUAGCCUACAUCCGCCUGACGCAGUACGUGGAUGGUCAGGGCCGGCCACGCAGCAGCCAGUCGGAGGAGACAAGGGUGUGGCAUCGCCGGGACUCCAAGUGGCAGAAUGUCCAUUUCCACUGCUCGGGAGCUCCUGCUGCUCCACUGCAGUGAAGGGACAGUUUGUUGUUGCGACAUGCAAGAAAAGCAUCCAGCCAGAGAGGGAGAGAGAAAGGAAGGGAGAGGGAGGAAGGAUAGGAAGUCCAGUGUCAGUGCCUGACCCUUCCACACUGGGCUCCGCCCUUCACCUGUCAAUCACGUCUCUGUGCAGUGUCCACCCCGCCCCCUCCCUUGUUCCCCCUCCCACUGUGUUGCCACACCGUGCUGUGUGUUAAUGAGCCGAGUGAGGUGAUCUCUGACUGUCCGUGACGUGUCACGCUGUCUCGGUGUGAAUGACGAGCCCGUGUGUUCACCCAUUUUUAAUAUUCUAAUUCAUAUUAAUCAUUGAUAUUAUUACUGUCGUUUAUUAAUAUGAUUACUACACAGAAGCAAUCGUGUGUUAUUUGUACAGUUCAUAUUCUGAAUGCUAGUGGUUUCUGAGUUAAGCCCUUUUUUUUUUUUUUUUUAAAUAGAUAGCAUGGCACUCGGUGUAUCCACGGUGGUUGUUUCUAUAGUAACAGAGGCAGCGAGUUGAAGCACAGUGUUUGGUGUGGGAUGAUUCAAGUUUAACUACGCGUGCGUGUGUGUGUGUGUGUAGGGGCAGAGCUAAACAGAGUGAUACACAGCGAUGUGUUUGGGGUCUUCCAGUCUUUCAUUGUUCCCUUUUCAAACAACGUGAAAAGAGCGUCUCCUGAAUCGGCUCAUACGCCUGGUUUUUUUUUUGGUUUUUUUUUAGGCGGAUCAAUUUUUAUCCGAUCGCAAAGGAGCUAACAUCAAGAAUCGCUAAAUAAUAUCACUAAAGUAUCUCUGUGCUCACUUCUCGUCACAUACUCCAAAACCGAUCUGAGCAGCUCUGGAACUGACCAGUAAUAAAGCAGCCCAUCAGACAUGUCUCCAUAUUCAGCUGAGCCAGUUACUGAACUGUAUGAAAGACUGUGUGUGUGUGUACAUCAGUAGCAUGCCAGCUCAAAUCGCAUUGUAAGCCAUAAUCCAGCUAAAGGUGCUACAUAUCACUCUAGCCUGCAUUUGUCCUAACAGCACAAACAACACAUACCAUGAGUUUCCUUGUACCAGCUAAAAGCUGAUGCAUGGCUAAACAUCCGGUUUAUUCAGGCUUAUUAAGUGAUGAAGGAUGUAGCGAAACCCUCUUGAGUAAAGAUCUGAAAUUUCAUUCAUUUCGACACAACUUCAGGCUGCGAGGUUGGUCUUUUGUUUUGUUUUGUUUUAUAUCAUUUCUAAUUUUGUCACAAGGGUUGUUGUUGUGUUUAACUAUAAGUAUAUAUCUUAAGGUUAAGGUUAAAUGUAAGAUUCGAAAAAUAUAGCUCUCUCUCUCUCUCUCUAUAUAUAUAUAUAUAUAUAUAUAUAUAUAUAUAUAUAUUUAUAUAUAUAUAUAUAUAUAUAUAUAUAUAUAUAUAUAUAUAUAUAUAUAUAUAAAUAACAAAUGAUUUGUUCACGUUUUUGUUUUUCUUUUCGAAGGGGCGUGUUUGUACUUGAAAGCAAGUUGCGAUGCUGGAAGAGGAGGGAUGAUCUGAGGAUGAGGUAUUGUCGAGCGACAAACUUAUCAAAGAGAUACGUCAGGGAAAAUUUUUUUUCUAAUAUGAGGAUUUCGCAAGUUCAAUUCUCUUUACAUGAAGUGUACUUAAGACAGAUCGCAUGUAUAUCAUGUCCAGAGGAGCCGGGGCUGUUAGAGCUGCGGAUGAGGGUGAGAGAAGCCUAUUGAUCAGGGGAACGAGAGAAGCUUUUGUUAUUCAUCGUUUGUGUCCUCAGGUUGUAUUUAUUUAUUUAUGUAUUUAUUUAUUUAAGUAUUUUAUCUCACUCCUGUCCUUUGUACACUUUUUUUCCACUAUUAUUUUCAUUCUUUUACAGACAAUAUCAGGCUUUAGUGAAUAUUAUCAAUAAGCUUCGAUGGGCACUUUUUCUUUUUCUUUUUCUUCUCCCCGAAGCCCCUUUUUUUUUUUU
Molecule: messenger RNA, 4283 nt
Organism: Hemibagrus wyckioides
Lineage: Eukaryota; Metazoa; Chordata; Actinopteri; Siluriformes; Bagridae
Gene: camk2b1
Product: calcium/calmodulin-dependent protein kinase (CaM kinase) II beta 1
Exons: 25
Coding region: 255-2339 (694 amino acids)
Biological process (GO): protein phosphorylation
Cellular component (GO): neuron projection; cytoplasm
Molecular function (GO): calcium/calmodulin-dependent protein kinase activity; calmodulin binding; ATP binding
Source: RefSeq, a predicted model, not a curated record